This is a messenger RNA of Ornithodoros turicata, 531 nucleotides long. RefSeq lists its product as uncharacterized. Lineage: Eukaryota; Metazoa; Arthropoda; Arachnida; Ixodida; Argasidae. The transcript has a single exon. The coding region runs from base 1 to 531 and encodes 176 amino acids. The record is from RefSeq and is a predicted model, not a curated record.
AUGAACCCUGCUGGCGACCAGCAACACCCUCCGCCUGGCGCAACCGCCCCCGCUGCUGCUGCGAUGCCUCCCAUGUCCCACGUCGCUGUUCGAUUGCCGCCAUUUUGGCAUCGAGGACCCCACAUCUGGUUCCAGCAGGUCGAAGCCCAGUUCCUGCUCGCUGGAAUUACUUCCCAACUCACCAAGUACCGGCACAUCGUCUCUUCCCUACCACCAGAGAUAGCCAUGGACGUUGCCGACUUAAUAGCAAGCCCUCCACCUCAGACACCCUACGACCAGUUGCGCACUGCUGUUCUCCAGCGGACUAUGAUGUCAGAGCGGAAGCGCCUGCAGCAGCUCUUGAAUGCCGAAGAACUCGGUGACCGACGACCUUCGCAGCUACUUCGCGCCAUGCAGGCUCUCCUGGCGGAUCGCUCAGCCUCUUUCGACGAAGCACUGCUUCGCGAGCUAUUUUUGCAACGGCUACCCCCAACCGUACAGAUGGUUCUCACUACAGCCGCCAGCUUGCCACUUUGUGACUUGGCUUUGUGA